This is a messenger RNA of Lecanosticta acicola, 1392 nucleotides long. NCBI's taxonomy places the organism in Eukaryota, Fungi, Ascomycota, Dothideomycetes, Mycosphaerellales, Mycosphaerellaceae. The record is from the annotation of a GenBank genome assembly.
AUGUUCGAACACGACGGCGACCACAGCGAGGAGGACUCAGAAGAUGGCAGCUAUUACGAUGACGAUGAUGACGAUGACGAUGACGAGGACGAGGAUGAGUCCUCGUCUGCUUCUUCCUCCGAAUCGUCAACAUCCUCGAGAACAGAUUCCACUUCUUCCUCUGCUUCCGUACGAGACCGACCGGACGUCUUACCACGGCAAAAUGCAACAUGCCCUCCCUCGCCUCUCGGUGUGCUGAAAAUCUUUCUGGUCAGCGUGGUAAUUGGAACGGUACUCUCUGGCAUUUUCGGCAAUGGCAAUAUCGAGAAUCUCAUCAAUCCACGCAAUCCCGCUUGCAACAUGACCCGUCUUGGUGGUGAGCCCUGCGCCUUGCUCCUCGACACCAACCGCCUUCUCUCCCAGCACAGCUUGACCAGAUUGAGCAACAACCCUCUACCACAUCGCGCUUUCUUUCCCAGGGAGGUUCAGAUCAGAGCGUCCGAGGCGGAAUUAUUGUUUAUCAGUGCCAUUGAACUCAGGGCACAAACCAACGCGCAUUCAAUCGAGUCCUUGGAGGACCAAAUUCGCCAGUCGGGAGUGAUGGGCAACCCUGGUGGUCUCAUGCCAGAAGAGGUCACAUACCUGAGGAUGGUCGCAGAGGAUCCGGGGUCCGCCAAGGAUACGAAGUGGGUAUUGGAGAGCGCGGAGAAUUGGCUGAGAGAGGUGCGACGGGAGGAGAUGAAGAUCAGGGCGGCGGUCGAAGAAAUUUGUCGCAGUUGGUCACGACUGGGACAUCUCCUCUUCUUUCUCAAGUGGGCUCCUGCCCGCUACUACGAACAUCGGCUGGAGUCCCUGCGAACGGAAUAUGCUCAGUACCUCCUGAUCGAAAUCAGGCUGGUCUGCUUCCUGCGUGGCGAGGAGGCUCUGGAGGCCGAGCGAGUGAAGUACGUCCAAUCACUGGAUGGCUCAGGAAAUAUCAAGGAGCGAUACAAGCGUCUUGUCCAAGUGUUGGAGUACAGUUGGAGACCGGUCGCUGUGGAGAUGGCAUGCGCUACGGAGUGCAUGGACGCCAAAUUUCGACAGCACUGCCUUGUCAACCCUUUGACACGCAUGGAGACGAAAGCCAUCCCAAGGGUUUGGAGAGAAUGGAAUGACAUGGUUCCUGUGGUAUUUACAGGUUCUCCUGCGGAUACCAAGAGGUUCUGGAAAAGCCAUUACAAGAGUCCUGGUGAGCUGCUGCGGGCGCACAAAGGCAAGCUGAUGAAGGAUGGCGGUGGAGUUGCAGUGAAGUUGAGAGAGGAUGUGCCCCCUUGGAAGGGCGCUUGGAGUGAUUUGAAGCAAAUGAUGUCGAGGUCUUCGGAGAGCAACGGCGGCGAAGAUGGGAGAAGAGCUGGGGCAAGCAGAGAUCCCUAG